This is a messenger RNA of Aplosporella prunicola CBS 121167, 1335 nucleotides long. RefSeq lists its product as uncharacterized. The coding region runs from base 1 to 1335 and encodes 444 amino acids. The record is from RefSeq and is a predicted model, not a curated record. Lineage: Eukaryota; Fungi; Ascomycota; Dothideomycetes; Botryosphaeriales; Aplosporellaceae. The transcript is spliced from 6 exons.
AUGGCUGGCAAAGAAGAUCGGCUGGUGGAGCAUCUCAGUAAGAUCUUAUAUUUGCCGCUCAACCUUCGCGUCAUCCCGCUUCUCAGCCCCGUCGCUCUUUCGGACUCUCAAAGGCGGGAAACCCAAGCUAAAGGAAAGGGGAUUGCAGCCUCCAGACGCAGAACCACGGACUAUAGCUUCGACACCGCAGAUGCGCGCCUAUACGUCGCCCAGUCCGUAGCCCCACGUAAACGUGAUGGCUUCUUAGUCUGGCCGGAAAUAGAUAAGGAAGGGCUCUUAUCGCAGCUGACUAACCCCCCGCGCGCCCGCACCCAGACGUUCGACGUUGGAAGGCUAGUUGCCUCUUUUGGCCUAGCUAACUAUUUCUUGCGCAUUCGCGUCGAGACGUUCAAUGUUGCGGCAUCCGGUUACUGGUUUGGGUCAGGUAGUAGUGUUAGUAGUUGGUCUGAAGUGCGGGUUGUAUCGCCAGCGCCAGACUGUCGGAUCGAAAUUAUGAACAACACAUCCAGUAAACAGAUGCUUUUGUAUGCCGUAUACCUGAUCUCGCCAAGCUCCGGGUACCUUUGCUGCAGCUUCAACAACAUCACCUUAAAACCAUCACUGAAACCAAACGAGUCGACCACGGAAAACAAACCUGGUGCUUGUUUCCUCAAUCAGUCCGAAUCCGUAUCGGAACUGGAUGACAAUAACAAUGGGGCCAUUUUGGAUCGGAAGCCAACACACUCAGCAUGUUUGAAGAAACGCUUGGCUCUAUCCUCUGCGACAAAUAAUGGGAGUGGGGCGGAUGGUUCGGCCCCGAUUACAUCAAGUUCGCGCCCGACGCUCCUCCUCACCGGCCAAUUCUUUCCACAUCUCGCUCUCGAAUUCCACUGGAGCGCUCUGGACCCGGCUACUCUUACGCAGCACGUAACAUACGGUACCAACCACGAGCAGGGCGUCAAACCUCUCAUGCUCGCCCGGUCCACACUUACCAUUACCCUCACUCGGCGAUGUGCACCUUCUUGGGAGCCCUGGUUCAAGGAUCGCCCGCAGCAUAACGCAACUCUUCUUCUGGAUUCCGCCUUUACACCACGCAACCUGGACUUCACACUCGAAGAAGGACAUUUCCCAGCGCCGAUUUGGGCACCCGACUCUGAUGAUGAAACUGAUGCCGAUGACGAAUCAUCGCUUUCUCACUGUCGCUUUGUGCUACGUCUACGUCUUCCUGUCUCGCCUUACCCGCCCGAGGCUACCUGGGACGACGAUCCUCCUGGUCCAGGCAGCUCGAGAGAGCCUUGGAAGUGGGGUGAUUUUGUGAGCCGGAAGCUGCCUGACCCGCCUAAGGACAAGCCGUAG